Hyalella azteca is the source of this 6527-nucleotide messenger RNA. Its product is annotated as fidgetin. The record is from RefSeq and is a predicted model, not a curated record. The coding region runs from base 219 to 3647 and encodes 1142 amino acids. The transcript is spliced from 5 exons. NCBI's taxonomy places the organism in Eukaryota, Metazoa, Arthropoda, Malacostraca, Amphipoda, Hyalellidae. Gene Ontology annotation, biological process: vacuole organization; endosomal transport. Gene Ontology annotation, molecular function: ATP hydrolysis activity; ATP binding.
CGCAGUGUGGUGCUCUAGGUGGCCUAAGUGCCCCUUAUUUGUUGUUUCUGUGUUAUUUGUUGGUGUUAGUUCGAGAGAUGACGUGAUUUAUAAAAGCCAGUAUAAAAGUUGUUAUUUGAGCGUGACCGCGCUCGCAGUCGCAAAGAAUUAGUGCGUGUUACAUCGUAGGUCGAAAUAAUUCAGUGGUCCAUCGUUUCAAAACAACAGAAAACGACAUCAUGGAUUACAGCCAGUGUGAUAUCGGCGAGCCCGAAUAUCAGAACACCAAUGAUCACUGCGAUGAUGAUGAUGAGUAUGACGAUGAUUACGAAGAAGAGGAGUACUCAGAUGAGGACGAAAAUGAUGAUCAUCCUAACAUACAGUUACUGGCCCAACAUCUGUUGAUGGCUCAAGCUCAGUCGUACAAUGGGCAAGAAAACGGAGAAGGAAUGCUGGGAGCUUGUGGCUACACUCAGCAGGGCGAGGCACAUCACUUCCGAGGUCCUAGUAUAGACAGUGGGCAAUUUAGCGGAAACGAAGCAUCUCCUUUUGGGUCAUCAGAAGUCAUGAUGACAUAUGGAUCAGCUGGUGGCAUUCCAUCUAUGGCUGCCUUGAUAAGCGCUGCAGGCUACGGCGAUGCUGGAAACAGUUUUCAGCCUGAAGAUAUCAAUGAUUAUGGAGCUGGACAAGUAUUUGAAACUGCCGGCAACGAUGAGUUCGAGAACCCAUUUGAUGGAUGUGAUAUGGAAUAUGAUGGCGGCGAUGACGAAGAAGAGGAAAUUUACGAUGAAGAAGAGUAUGAGGGUGAAUAUGAGGCGGCCCCACAGAGGCACUCGUCGGCUGCUCCUGCGCUACUGAUGCCUGAUGAGAUGCCUUCGGGAGCGGACCUUGACAUGAUCGAAGCGCUGUUGGCGCACAUGCAGCAGCAGAACCCAGGCUCUGCGGCUGCUGCAGGUCACAUGUACGAAGACCUGCAUGAUGAUGACGACGACGAAGACUACGACGAUGAUGAAGAAGACGAUGACGAGGAAGAUUACUACACUGGAGAUCAGCACAACAUAAACAUGUUCCAGAACCCGUACAACGGCGGCGGCGAAGGCGGUGGUUCAGGGGGCGGUGAAGUUGAUGCUGGGGCCGUGUCCUUACUACAAGGGCUUUUAGGCAUGUCCGGGGCAGGAGGUAUGGGAGAGAUGGGACUUGCAGGUAUGGGUGCCAGCAUCAUGGGUGCACCAAUGGAUGCAGGUGGUGCCGGCUUUGAUAUGAACUCCUUCUUGCCAAACAUGUCAGCCAACGUUGGUGCAGCUCUCGCUGGAGCGUUUGGUGCCGCAGCAGGCGGCCUCAUGGAUGGACUUGGGAGUCCUGGAAACGGCGGGGGCGCAACCAUCCAUGAAUACGAUGAGGAUGAUGACGAAGACAUCACCGAAGGUAGCGGAGCGUCUGAAGAUGAAGACGACGAAGAGGACAGUGAAGAAGACGACGAAGGACACAUCGGGGGCGGUGGAGCCCACAUGGCUGCAAUGGCUGCUAUGGGUGGAAUGGCGGCUGGUGGUGGCAUCGCUGCGAUGGCUGCUAUGAUGAGCCAACCAAAGCAGCAGCAGCACCAGAUGUACGCAAGUCAACCUGGCCCGGUUCUGCCUCAUUCCUCGCCCUAUGUGUCGCUGGGAUCAGUCAACCAACCUAUGUACUCCCCGAGUAUGACAGGGCCUCCCUCGUCCUCUCAUGCUACCACCAUGUCCAGUCUGGCCGCCGCUGCUGUUGCCAGUGCUGCUGCUGCCAUGAGCUUGCCUGGUCCUUCAAACUCUCACUCCAUGCCACUUUCCUGUCCACCAACGGUCCUUGCUCCUCCAAUGUCCAUCAGCAGUGGACUUGGAGGUGGUACCAUGAGUCGUGUCGAUCCCUUAGCCGCCCUUGCGAUGGGAGGUGCGGCCGUCGUAGGAGGUGCCGUCCUAGGGAAAGUGGUGAGCACCGUCAGCAACAACACGGGAGGUGGUACAGCUUUAGUUCAGUCCAACCAUCUCUCCUCGAUCCCCAGCACUGGCCCUGCCAUGCACAAGAGCUUGGAUGAACUCAAUAAGCUAUCUGAUAGCAUGGCAAAUGUCCGAAUUUCUCAAAAGCCCAUGUCUCCUCACAACCCUGCCAUGCAGGCCGCCUACUCCCACCAACAUCUCGCUCAGAUGCACAACGCAGGGCCACAGCAAAUGGCAUACGGCCAUCAGUUUAUGCUGCCUGGCAUGAUCCGACCACCAAUGAGCACGGGCAUGCACGUUAUGCCUCCUCAUUGUGUUGCCAUGGCUUCUCCGAACUCGACCAACCCCGGCAAAAAUAACGAUGGCGACAAAACAAGUUUGGAUCGCGAGUCAGUGCCUUGCUCAGAGACAUCGGGAGGCGGCAAGAGUGACACCGAGUCCACGACCAAGAAGACUCCAAGCCCCACGCUGGUUGGCCCCGGACGCGUCAGUCCCGACAGCAGCAGCGGCUCAUCCUCGAGUGGAAGUGACCGCGGCCACGUCAAGAACGCUACGAGUUUCGCCUCGUUGUCUGAUCUUCCCAGCGCCACUGAGUCUAUGCGAGACUCUGACACAGACCACAUGGAGCAACAGAGACAUCAGCUUCAGAGACGACUCCACGAAAUGGAGCACGAGCCCAUGAACCGUCCCAACGGUGGCGUGCUCAUGCCGAAUGCGGUGCCAAUGCUUAUCGAAACACCAGGCUAUGGAUGGUCAUCGCUCGUUGGUCACGAAAACGCCAAAGAUGCGCUCAAAAACUUAUUCCAAGGUAGCAAGUUCCCCGAAGUUUUUGACUCACAAGGCUCUUGUCGCGGAGUUUUGUUAUUCGGACCUUCAGGUGCCGGCAAAACGAGCUUAGCGCGAUCUCUAGCCUACGAAGCUGGCGGUGCGCGACUCAUCGCCUGCACGCCCAGCUUCAUCAUGAGCCGCUCCAUGCAUCCUCAAACCGCCGCAGGGCUCAUCAGGAACAUGUUUGAUCAUGCGCGCGUUCACAAACCCUGCGUCAUGCUCAUGGACGAGAUCGAGAUGCUCGCUUUGCCUGAACUCACUGAAGCUGGUAAAUGGGCUAAGGCUGAGCUUAUGGCUCAAGUACGCGGAGAGACAACUCUCAAGCCCAGUUAUCCUACCAACUCUAUCAACGAACAAGUUAUGUUGGUGGCAACAACGUGCAGCCCUUGGGUUCUGCCUGACGAGCUCCGACGACUCUUCGCCUACAACAUCCACAUCAAAUUGCCCGCCGAGAAACAGCGAGAGGAACUCUUCAGAAUGUUCCUUAACAAUUACGCCAAUAACGUCACAAGUGAUCAGUAUAAGUGCCUUCUCUCCAAGAGCGAAGGCUACUCUGCGGCUGAUAUCCACACGGUGGUGAGGCAAGCCUCUUAUAAUCCACCGACCCAGCAGUCAAUCAACGGCAAUAAUCAACACCACCAGAACCAUCCUCGAGUUGUUACUUUCGAUGAUCUCGCAUCCGUCAUGACCAACUACAGGUGUCUAUACAAGGCCGAGCACAUGAGCUACUAUAAGAAAUACAUUCAAGAAGCCACUCACAGAACAGAAGAUAUCCGGGACGACGAUGACAAGAAAGGAAAGCCAAAGGGAGUUAAAAAAUUGGGCAGAUUCGCCAAAUCUUUGGCUGCCGCUGUCAUCUCUGUGAUAGACUAAAUCGUAGUAAUGCUAGGUGCUAGAAAUAUUCUCUCAUUGACAUCGGAAUGAUUCAUCUUCGGACUCUCCCGCUAGAUACCCUUAACUCCCCCUACCCACUGGUCACAAAGUUUGUCUUUCGACUGAAGCUCUUCCCAUUUUGUCAUCUUCAAGAGCGUUUUUGUAACCUUCAAUUCCUUGGCGUGUCUUCUACUUAACCUUCCCCACACCGGACAUGCAGGCUCUGAACGCCAAUGUGUUUGAAAUAUUCCGGUAGCGCUAUGGCGUCUGAGAGUACUCCUACAUGUUGCUCCAGUGUCGUUAUGUGAUCUUAUCUUGUGAAGUUCUGGGAAUGUAGAUGAUAAGAGCAAAAUUUAAUUAUGAAAUAGUGCCCCGCUUUGUUCUCUUCAAGGUUUUAGGAUUUUGUACCAUCAUUACCAUUAGUCGCCCAGGCUAUUUGCUCUCUUGUGUUCACAAAGGUUACAAUAUUUACAGAUAGUUCUGUUUCUGUGCAAGAUUGAAAAUCUGACCAUUUGAUUGUUGAGCUUGUUUGCUCACGCAUUCUCGUUGCUCUUGACAGCUUUUUGUAUUAUUUGCAUUGUUUCUCAAUUGCUAUCUAGAUCGCUUCUUAAGCUUGUUCUAACAGUCUUUUUAGGAGCAGUCUUGCAACUGAACUUUUCAUAAGCAACCUUAAAACAAAACUCGCUUGACAUUUUCGGUUAUUCAUGACAUUCCUAAUUUCAAUAUUCUUUAUUGAGACGAUUGAAACUUUGGAAAGUUCUGGGAAGAUGAUUGGAGACUGAGGAUGAAUCAGUUUCAUGUUGCAUUUAUUGCGCCUAUUAACGAGUAAAGCGUUACUUGUGAGCUAGUUGUAGUGUACAAAAAAGCUUUUAAGUUUUGCUAAGGUCAUUUUGUCUUGUCAUUGCCAAUUAGGUUUUAGCUUGAGAUUGUCGUCGCCUCUGUUGAUGGAAAGAAAGUCUGUGCUCGUAGUAAUUCAUAGCGUUGAUGGGCAAUUUUAUGUUUUUUUCAUUUAAUUUCAGCUUUUUGUAUAAAUCGGUUUAUUGUACAGACGUAAUUCUCGAGGAUUUGUAGUGCUUGAAGUAAUGAAGGAGAAGAAAAUUUCUGCGUUUUCUAUAUUGUUUGUGCUUCGGGAUGUUAAAUAAGUCUGUUCUUAACCGUCCAUAGGAUAUCUGCGUGGAUUGCUAAACAAAUUAACUUCCCUGAAGCAAUAUACCUCUUUCGUUGCAAUAUAUAUCGAGGUAUCUGCUUAUAUUGCAAUAUAUAUUAUAUUGAACAUAUUAAAUACUCAUGUCAGCUAGAUCUACGUAGGAUUCUGUAGAAAUCUGGGUUGGAAGAGUUCUUUUUCAUUUGUAUAAAUGGAAGAUUAUUUGUUGACGUUGUUGUGUAUUUAAAAGACAAUCCUAUGCUGCCUAUUACCCUGAACACUUCACUUUCGUUCACCUGUUGUCCUCUUUUGAACUUUAAAACUCAUCGUCGACAUUAAAGGUUUUUUUUCUUUUCCUUGCAAAAACUGAUCAUAUGGAGUCCGAGCUUUCAUUAAAAAUCGAGGAGUACACGACCGUCGAGUUUGGUGGAUGCUAUUCUCUUCUGUUUUACUGCACCUUUUAUUAGGUAACAAAUAUCGGACACUCCUCGGCACAACUCACGAUGUUGACCAUUCAGUUAUGCGUUAAUUCUUCAAACUAUCCGGACGUCAUCUAAAGGGGCUCGUUUGUAUUGUGCUGAAACGUUCAGAUAUUGUCAAAAUGAUUUCUAUAUUUUUCUACUUUUGAGCCAUCUUGUACCCUUCAGCUAUGGUUAUUGUUCGGCAAAUUUUAUUUUGAAAUUUGGGCUUUGCUCCCGCUCGAAGGCUAUGCAUAUCUCGGCUCGUUUUUGGUUUCAUGGAAUUUGUUAUUUUCGAAGUGGGGCCACUUUCAUUAAAAAGAAUAAAUUCCACUAUCUAUCUAGACAGAAAUAGAAGGCUUUACUUUGAAUUUACUUUGAACUUUGUCUAUGAUGUGUUAAGUUGAAAUUGGCGUGAAAUAAUGAUUCCAAGAGGUAACCAUAGGCUUCAAAUUUAGCUCGCAAAAGAAAUAUUUAGGAUGCAUGCAGGCCCGUUCAACUUUGCUUUGUAAAUAGGUUCUUAGAGAUGUACGUCAGCUACUGGUUCCACUUUCCUACUCUUACUAAUUUCUUCUAACUUGUUCGCUUCUAUGGAAGAUACAACUCUUCGCCAAGAUGUUAGGGUACAUGCGUAGCGUGGCUACUGCCAGUUCCGACGGGAGGUAAAGGAAUUAGCCAACCCUGACAAUUGCUACUUGCCACAACACCUUGGCUUUGCCUGAUAUCUUCGCUUACACUUUUUGGUCAAAAGAUUUCUUACUCUUUGCUUUCUAUUUUACAUGUUUGGGUGGGUGGUUAGGCGUUUAUUCAUUUAUUCUUUGAUUUAGAUUAAGCGCUUCGUGCCAGCGAGCCUUUUGUCAUGCAUCAGUAUUCGUUAUUGUCCACCGUGAUCUUUCUCUGGAAGCUGGCCUAAAAAAAUUUCAAUUUGCCAGAAAAUACUUUCAUAUCGAGUUCUGAGUUUAAUUAUCUGUUGCACUGCACGUUCUUCACCCCAGAUAGGGUGCUGAUGAACCAACAUUUCAGUGUCAGUUAUAAGGACGGAACUGAACUUGUAAGCGAGUCGAAGUGCUAUGACUGAGGCUCAACGGCACGCAAGUUUAAUUUUAAUGCGGUACAUUGAACAUUUACUUUAGAUACUGGCUUGGGUUCAUCUUACGUAUGCAUCGAGUCUUUUAAUCGUCUUUCAAAUUUGUGUUUCUAUAUCAUAAUGUAUUUUUACGUGAGGAACGACUGCUACAGAAGAUGAGGCUUGGACAGCAACUUGUGAUGCGACAAAAA